Messenger RNA from Mesitornis unicolor (brown roatelo), 1104 nucleotides. Its product is annotated as transmembrane channel-like protein 7. Gene Ontology annotation, cellular component: plasma membrane. Bases 1 to 1104 code for a protein of 367 amino acids. The record is from RefSeq and is a predicted model, not a curated record. Lineage: Eukaryota; Metazoa; Chordata; Aves; Mesitornithiformes; Mesitornithidae. The transcript has 10 exons. Gene Ontology annotation, molecular function: mechanosensitive monoatomic ion channel activity.
AUGGUGGACCUAACUCUUAACUUCUGUGAACUGCCAAGAUUGCAGAGAGAGAAGCAGGAAACGGGGACUGAAGAAGUGUUUGUGUUACAGGAUGUCAGCAAUAUGAAUUUGCAGGUUAAUCUCGUGGUGCAGUAUUUGCCUUCCAUAGUGAUCACAUCAGCCAACUUCAUUGCUCCUCAGAUUUUCUCAUUUCUGAUCAGAUUUGAAGAUUAUUCACCAGUCUUUGAAAUCAGGCUGACACUCAUGAGGUGUGUCUUCGUACGGUUGGCCAAUAUUGGUGUUCUCCUGUUCUCACUGUGGAGCCAGAUCUCCUACUGUGAUACAGACAAGUGUAAGGCCUGUGGAUACAAUUACGAACUCUAUCCUUGCUGGGAAUCUGAAGUUGGAAAAGAAAUGUAUAAACUGUUGAUAUUUGAUUUUAUUAUAAUUCUUGCUGUGACGCUGUUUCUGGACUUUCCUAGAAAGUUGUUAGUUAUUCAUUGCUCUUGUAAGCUGGUUCAGUGGUGUGGAUUGCAGGAAUUUGGAAUUUCUGACAAUGUCCUGGAAAUCAUUUAUGGUCAGACGAUCUGCUGGAUUGGUACCUUCUUUUCACCAAUUCUCCCUGCAAUAGCAACUAUAAAAUACUUCAUCAUUUUUUACAUUAAAAAGAUCAGUUUGAUCCACACAUGUAAACCUGCAGCUAGGCCUAUCAGAGCAUCAAGUUCCACAUUUUUCUUCUUGGUAGUGCUGUUGAUUGGGCUCAUCUUGGCUUUUAUUCCUUUGGGAAUCAGCAUAGCACAUAUCCCCUCCUCCAAGGCAUGUGGGCCAUUCAGGAAUUUUAACACUUCAUGGGCAGUUGUUCCCGAAACAGUACUUGAGUUUCCAACAAUUCUGCAGAAGAUCUUCCAUGCCAUAGCAUCAGAAGCCUUUGCAGUGCCUUUUUUUAUGGUCAUUUGCCUUGUUAUGUUCUAUUUUAUUGCCUUGGCUGGAGCACACAAACGAGUAGUUGAGCAGCUGAGGGAACAACUGGUUAUGGAGAGUCGUGACAAGAUGUUCCUAAUCAGAAAGAUAACAGAAGUUUAUUACUUGAAAUUUGCCAGUAGCACGCUGUUAGUUAAUAUGUGA